AUGGUUGGGUACACCUAUCUGGUCAUGAGGAAGAACACUUUGCGUACCGGAGCAUCCUGUGAGCACAGGAAGGCAACGAUGAAGCUCUGGAACUGGUUCCAUCAGUCAAGCGUCGCGAGAAACCUCGCUCGUAUCCAUGGAUUCUCUCCGCUUCCAGAGAUCGUGAGGGCGAAGGUGCUUGCAAGGCUAAGAUCAGAUAUACUCUGUGAAGGCAAAGCCGUGUACUCCAGCGAAGACGAGGAGAUCAUCUCUGGUUCCAUAGUGCCUCUUUUCCUGAGCGCUCUGCACGUGCUGGGACAAGCUUACUCGCAGGUGGAUGCCACGGCGCUGGUUCAGAUCAAGAAGAAGUACACCUCGCUGGACGCGUAUCAGGAGUCCAUCAGUGUUCGCGGCGGCUUUGCUAUCGUGCGAACAGGAAGCAACUCAAUAUGGGCUAGUGAUGCAAAGACCGUGAUGAUCCCAUUAGCUGGGCUUGGCUUCGGUCUCAUCGUCAACCUCUGUGGGGAUGUUCUUACUGCCAAGUCUUGUGCAUUUGACAAGCACGAAAUCACUGUGACCGGGCAGAUGAUUACCAAGCUUCUCUCCACAAAGAGCCCCAAGUGGUCCGACCUGGUCGCCUUGGGGGCAGAUGGGAAGACUCUCAACGGCGACAUGAGCAGCGAGCUCAAGAGCCAAGACAUGUACCUGGCCUGCCCGGAAGCGGACUCAGAGACAAGACAGAUUGCCACCGACAUCCUCAACAAGUACGACAAGACCUUCACCAUGGCCUCGUGGCAAUGUGCAGCGGAGCUUUCUCUGGCGCAGUUCAUGGGCGUCUUGGCUGAGAGGAAGCUGAGCGCUGGGUUCGGUCCCCUCAAUGAGCUUCCAAGCACUGUGAAAGUCGCCAAGUUCCAGGACGCGGAGGGGUCGGUAGGCUACUCGGUGGAUGCGGUCUUGAAGUGCGCGAGCCAGAAGGCGCUGCAGGGGGAUGGGUCCUACGUGCUCUCCUCCGGCUCAGUGGCAGACGGAUGCUAUCCCCUCUCCGAAGCCUUUAACGUGCUCGCCCUUAUGGACAAAACGAGCGACGUCAAUCCGAUGCACGACUGUUCCUCCAAGGACCAGGCUUAUUCCAGCGCCUUCUUCAUGGGCUGGAUGUUCGGCCACCCAUCAGCCAAGGCUGGACUCGCUCCCAUCGGCUUCCAGCCGUCGGUUGAGGCGCAUGCGGAGCUGGAGAAGUUGCGAUGCGACGGCAAGAGCAUCUUAAACCCUCCCAAGGCCUCGUCGAGCUUGACAAGCUACGUGACAGCAGGAACUGCUGGGGCUGUCAUGCUCCUCGUCAUGUUGUCUUCUGCCUGGGCUUUCAAGAGCGGCAAGCUUGACUUCGACAAACUCGUUGCCACGCUUUUCUCUGAGGAAGUGUGCCUGGUCGGUGACAUCCUGAUCAACCUCGGAGACAUCACCUCCUUCACUGUCUGCUUCUCAAACCUGGUGCUUGUACGCGACGAGCUCGUGGACCUGAUCCCCGUCUGCAUUCUCUUCAUCGUGUUAGGCUGGAUCUCAACAUUGCACAACCUUCGUCUGACCGUAAGGCACUUCCAGUACAUCAUCAUCCAGAAGAACCAGAAGCACCACCUGCGCUUCAUCAACAAGCAUGCAGAGGCAGCGGCAAAUUCUUCUCUCCGCAGGUCAAACUCAAUGUUUUCAUCGUUCUCGAGCAAGGUGAACCCGGAAGAAGCAAAGGUGCAAGACGAGCAGAAGGAAGUUGUCUUGAAGAAGCUCUCUGAAGCUUUUUCGAUGAUCCGAUCAAACUCGCUCGAAGUCCAUAAGCCAUCGCAACUGGAUGUUAUAGACACAUUGCAACGCGCGCGAGAGAGGCUUCGGUCGGACUUGUUCUUGAUCAUGGUUGAAGCGUUACCUACCAUGUGCAUCUCACUGACCAUCUCUCUCGCUCUGACGGAUGGGGUCUCCAUGCUCAGCAUCGUCUCUCUUAUCCUCUCCACCGCUGUGUUCGGAGCCAAAUCGUCUGGCCUCGCCUCUUAUCCGACCGUCGUGGCUGACCUGAAGAGAGAACAGGAGCGGCUGCAUGCUGACGUCAUCCAGAAGGUCCUAACGGAAGUGUACAGCCCUAACAGCGACCUCCUCAAGCAGUCUGACGAUGACAAGAUCGUCCAGGUGCUUGCAACUCAUGACGGGAAUGCAGCAAUGAGACAAGGUUGGGAUGAAACCUCAUGA
This is a messenger RNA of Guillardia theta CCMP2712, 2211 nucleotides long. RefSeq lists its product as hypothetical. The transcript has 4 exons. The record is from RefSeq and is a predicted model, not a curated record. NCBI's taxonomy places the organism in Eukaryota, Cryptophyceae, Pyrenomonadales, Geminigeraceae. Bases 1 to 2211 code for a protein of 736 amino acids.